Zophobas morio is the source of this 1957-nucleotide messenger RNA. RefSeq names its product centrosomal protein of 78 kDa. Gene Ontology annotation, cellular component: centrosome. The coding region runs from base 97 to 1905 and encodes 602 amino acids. The transcript has a single exon. The record is from RefSeq and is a predicted model, not a curated record. Gene Ontology annotation, molecular function: protein binding. NCBI's taxonomy places the organism in Eukaryota, Metazoa, Arthropoda, Insecta, Coleoptera, Tenebrionidae.
UUGUUAUUUGUCAAGUUUAUAAAAUCGUUCAUUCAUGUUGAUUUUUGUUGAACCAACUCCUAUCAUCCCAAAUUAAACUGAAGAUUUGACCAUAAAAUGCCAUAUCAGAGAAAUCCUGCAAUUAUCAAUAACCAGAAACCGGUGAAUAUUUUUUAUGUAUGGUACACAGAACUCUGUCGGCGGAUAAACAGUACUCCCGCGCCGGUAGUGAAACCUGCGAAGCCUAAAAGUCAAACAGUCCUCAACUUCUUGGCUGACCGUCUGAAGGUUGAGGAGUGGAGUCCAGUAAUAAACGCGCUGAGGCAUGAUACCAGUCUGCACGUGAUUGCCAUAAAAAGUAGAUUAGGAAACUGUCAGUUCUUGCAUGACGUCGACACUGAGGAGAAGCUACGGCAAAUGAAGAGGCGCUCUGGUUCGUUAUGGACGGCCUUCAUAUUGAAAUCUUUGCUCAAAUCGCUGUCAUGCACCGUUCGGAAUACUCAAGUCCUCACAUGCCUGGAGUUCGACGGAUUGCCAAUGUUUGCCCAGUAUUUGGAACCUUUAAUGAAGGCGUUACAGAAGAAUAAAACCUUAAAGAAUCUGAUAUUGAGCCGUUGUCGAAUCUCGGAUGCUGGAUGUCAAAUUGUUUGCGCAUACGUAAGGUUUGCCCCAAACAUUGAAGUCCUAAACCUAAGCGGGUGCGCUUUAACUGCCGAGAGUGGUGAAUAUUUGGCCAAACUAAUUAAAUACCAACAAAUCAACAGAUACUGUGAGAGCUGGCACAAUUCACUGAGGUAUUCAGACCCUAAUAUUCAGGUGAUGCGGGGUCUUAAAAGGAUAACAUUAAAUGGCAACCCCAUGAUCGGGGAUAAUGGUCUUGACUUGAUCCUGAACGAGUUGGACGAUGAUUUAUGGAUCAAAGCGCUGGACAUGCAGAAAUGCGGAAUAACCGAACGCAUGUCAACAAGAAUAAUCGAUCUCAUCGAGUACAGUCAGUCGUUGGAAAUUGUCGAUUUUAGGUUAAAUGACGAUUUGUCCGUCGCAACGAUAGAAAAAAUUUUAGAAAUUCUCAGACAAAAACACAUGGAUCUCAAUUCUGAGUACCAGUGGUGCAGCACAAGUUUUGCGUUAACCUGCGAUUCUGCCAUGGAGACAAUGACAAGUUUUACCUCAGCUAAAAUCCCAACCGUUCAUAAAUCCAAAUCAGCGCCUCUGAGGAACUACGGUUCUAAAAUUAGCAUGAGUUCUAAGCCUGUAAGAAGAACAAAAACGUCGGAAAACAUUCCCACUAAGAAGAGACACGGCGAAGUGAGCAUCGAAAAGAAGGUGAUGGAAUUAACCACCUUACUGCACGAAGAAAUUACCAGAAGGAAGGAAACCGAAAGAAUUAACGAAGAGCUGAAACGGAAACUCAACGCGUUUAACGGAGCCAGCGAAAUACAAACGCAACCUGUAACAAAGGUAGAUAUAUCCGAGAAGGCGCGCCGGCAACAGACGAAGAAUUCUACUCCUGUGGACAUGCUUAAUACGAUCUGCAAAAAGAACGGCUUCCAGAGACAGAACGGCAUCAAAAAGAAUAACGGAGUGAAAAAUGGUGUGAAAAUUAAUGGAUAUUGUGACGACAAUGGUUACAAUUUAAAUGGUGAUGUGGCUACGAUUUUCGAAAAGUUGGUUGGCCAAGAUGGUGACGAUGAUAAAAGUUUGGAUGAUGAGAGUUUACUGGAUUACCUAGGAAACGAGAGGAAAAGUAAGGAGGAAGAUGCAAACCUGACAAAUGGUUAUGACAUGACGGAUAGUCAAAUUUCCUUAUUUAAGUUUAUGGAAAAUUUGAAGAACAAGAGUAACUUGCCUGUGAAAUUUAGGAACCGUCCGAAUUACUCUAAAUAUUAUAAUAAUACUAAUACUCACGUGAAAAAGAAGACUUAAAUGUGUAAAAAUGAUCUUCAUUAAAAUUUAAGCUCUUUUAUCCGUAAAUGUA